Messenger RNA from Asparagus officinalis (garden asparagus), 1656 nucleotides. Its product is annotated as nicotinate-nucleotide pyrophosphorylase [carboxylating], chloroplastic. Gene Ontology annotation, biological process: NAD+ biosynthetic process; quinolinate catabolic process. Gene Ontology annotation, cellular component: cytoplasm. The coding region runs from base 106 to 1188 and encodes 360 amino acids. The transcript is spliced from 10 exons. The record is from RefSeq and is a predicted model, not a curated record. Gene Ontology annotation, molecular function: nicotinate-nucleotide diphosphorylase (carboxylating) activity. NCBI's taxonomy places the organism in Eukaryota, Viridiplantae, Streptophyta, Magnoliopsida, Asparagales, Asparagaceae.
CAAAAGCAACUACUGGUGGGCCCAGCAUCUCAGUGUAAUGGUCACUAGUGGGUGCGUCGACAAAAUCGAGAAAUCUAUUUCUCGCUCUCCCAGAUCUCGCCGGCGAUGUUGGGGAUCUCAACCUCGCCGUCGCGCCUCCUAAUUCCUCUUCCUCAACCAGCGAAUUGGAGAAAUUUAACAAGGCGGGGAGUCGUAAAGAUGUCGGUGGUGGGGGCCACGAGGCCGAUCACGUCGGUGGAAUCGAUGGUGGUGAAGCCGCCCUCUCACCCGACGUACGAUUUGCAGGCUGUCAUUGCUUUAGCUCUUGCAGAAGACGCCGGCGAUCGAGGUGAUGUGACUUGUUUGGCCACUGUUCCAAUUGAUAUGGAAGUGGAGGCACAUUUUAUAGCAAAGGAGGAUGGGGUCAUUGCUGGAAUUGCUCUUGCAGAGAUGAUUUUUAGUGAAGUAGAUCCUUCAUUGAAGAUUGAGUGGUCAGCAGAGGAUGGGAAUCAUAUUCGUAAAGGCACACAAUUUGGCAGAGUAUAUGGAUGUGCACAUAACAUUGUGGUGGCUGAAAGAGUUGUGCUCAAUUUUAUGCAAAGAAUGAGUGGAAUAGCAACACUUACCAAGGCUAUGGCAGAGGCUGCACAUCCUGCAUGCAUUUUAGAGACGAGAAAGACAGCUCCAGGUCUACGUUUGGUGGACAAGUGGGCGGUACUAAUUGGCGGUGGAAAGAAUCAUAGGAUGGGUUUGUUUGAUAUGGUCAUGAUAAAAGACAAUCAUAUCUCAAUUGCUGGAGGUGUCACAAAUGCUAUCAAAUCAGUAGACCAAUAUUUGGAGGAAAAGGGCCUUCAUAUGGCUGUCGAGGUUGAGACAAGGACGUUAGAAGAAGUGAUGGAAGUCUUGCAAUACGCUAUUCAGAAUAACACUUCUUUGACCAGAAUAAUGUUGGACAAUAUGGUUGUACCUCUGCCCAAUGGGGAUGUGGAUAUUUCCAUGCUAAAGGAAGCAGUUGACUUGAUAAAUGGUAGAUUUGAGACUGAGGCAUCUGGAAAUGUUACUCUUGAAACAGUGAAAAAGAUUGGCAAAGCUGGAGUAACCUACAUAUCCAGUGGGGCAUUGACACAUUCUGUGAAAGCGCUUGAUAUCUCCCUGAAGAUUGAUACUGAACUGGCCCUUCAAGUUGGCAAGCGUACGAAUCGAGCAUAAUAGUGAGCAGCAUCCAUGAUGCAGCUCAAUUUUCAGAUUUUACUGGCCAUCAGAAUCUUAUUAAAAGAGAAACUCAUAGUUACAUACUUUUACAUUAUUAGAGUAUCAAGUAUAGUUUAAUUUAAUUUACUUUAUUUCCCCCCAUAUGUUGUAAUCUAUAAGGUGUCUGCGAGAAAAAUGAAUAUAAGCCCUUUCAGGAAUUUAUAAAUAAUUAUUACAUAUGUAUUAUUAAUGCCACAGGCGCGGAUGAAUGGAUGCCUAAGGGUACUCAUCUGAAAAUAAUUUACAGGAAAUUGGAAAAAUUGAAAGCCGAGAUAUCUGCAUAAGAUAAUCUCUCUUAUUUCUUGCAUGUCAAAAUUCUCUCUUGCAACAGAUAUUCUAAUUAGUCUUGAAACUGUAACUGAUUUUAGUUUUUGACUUCUUUUGUAAAGUAUCGCAUAUUCACAGGUGCAAAAUGAUAAUUAUCUA